Solanum dulcamara is the source of this 804-nucleotide messenger RNA. RefSeq names its product guanine nucleotide-binding protein subunit gamma 2-like. The transcript has 4 exons. The coding region runs from base 235 to 588 and encodes 117 amino acids. NCBI's taxonomy places the organism in Eukaryota, Viridiplantae, Streptophyta, Magnoliopsida, Solanales, Solanaceae. The record is from RefSeq and is a predicted model, not a curated record.
UUUUCAUAUUUUGAGUCCGGGGUUCUUCGUCAGAUAGCUAUCUCUUUACUUUUAUAAGAUAAAAAUAAAAUUUGCAUACACGCGUCAUAUAUUAUUAUUGUUGUUAUUGAUAUUUUGUUACUUUAUUCCAAAUUCCCCUCCAUCUCAGUUCCCAACUCCUCUUUUUGACGAGUCCCUCGGUCCAAAUCGAUCUCCAUUUCUCUCAAUUUCUUAUAGCUCUUAUUUGUGGUUUUAAUGGAGUCAUCACCAUCACCAUCAGCUUCACAAGAACUCAAUGAAGUACAAUCAGAUCUUCCUUCAUCGGUAAGAUCCGUUUCGAGAACCGAGGCUCCGAAUAAUGUGGUUAUGGGGAAACAUCGUCUAGCUGCUGCAAUUGCUGCUCUAAAUCAGGAAAUCAACAUCAUUCAGGAAGAAUUGGAUCAACUUGAUUCAUUUGGUAAAGCCUCCCUUGUUUGCAGAGAAUUAGUUUCAAGUGUUGAGUUGAUACCUGAUGCUCUGCUUCCAGUGACUAGAGGACCCAUAAAUGUUCAUUUGGAUAGAUGGUUUCAUGGUGCCAGUGAUUCAAGACGCAACAAACGCUGGAUAUGAAAUGAAAGCUGGAAUUCAGAGUUUAAUUCCUCACCAAUUUGUAACAUAAAUUAAGUGAAACAAUUCGAAUACCCUCUCUUUUGGUUUAUUUUGUAAUUAAAAUUUUUAAUUUCUGUGUUUUCUGGACUGCUAUGUAUUUGCUCUUUAAAUUCUAUAUAUCUGUUGUUGAAUAUUGCAAGAUGAAAUUAAUGAAAGGUAAGAAAUUGUUUUGUAACA